Molecule: messenger RNA, 594 nt
Organism: Helianthus annuus (common sunflower)
Lineage: Eukaryota; Viridiplantae; Streptophyta; Magnoliopsida; Asterales; Asteraceae
Product: NEP1-interacting protein 1
Exons: 1
Coding region: 1-594 (197 amino acids)
Source: RefSeq, a predicted model, not a curated record
AUGGUACAAUACCAUGUCCAGUCCGUAAUUCGGGAGGCCAAUGAGGCAAUUGUACCGGAGGAGACUUUCCAACCCAACUCCGGCCCCCAGUUUUACUUGAAGUUGGUGGUGAUGUUUCACUACCGUCAGUCGUAUUUUCAUCCUAGAAGACAUGUGUUGGAGUUGUUUGCUCCAUGCUACUACGAGGGGGGCACACGACCGAACGCAACGGCAUGGGUUCCAGCUUUGGUAUUCAUGGGAGAGGUAGGUAUGCCUCAAGAUUCUGUGACUCGGACGUUUUUGAGUCUGAUACAGUUCGGAUCUGAGAUGUUGACGACGUUUGAGGCGCAGGAAGAAGAACGAAUGGUGCUCCCAGUUGAGGGAUUUGUGGUUUUGACUGGCAGAGUGAUACCGGUUAUGAGACCGACUCCAAUGAUGAGGAUGGAAGAGGUGCAGGAGGAAGGGAAUGUAUGCAGCGUCUGCUUGGAAGACAUGGUGGAGGGAUCCAUGGUGGGUAGGGUUUCCUGCAGCUGGCAUGUUUUUCAUGAAAAAUGUAUUAACGAAUGGUUAAAAGACAAUCGGUCUUGUCCCAAUUGCAGGCUUCUUUUGGGUUGA